Molecule: messenger RNA, 1481 nt
Organism: Paecilomyces variotii
Lineage: Eukaryota; Fungi; Ascomycota; Eurotiomycetes; Eurotiales; Thermoascaceae
Exons: 3
Coding region: 181-1119 (312 amino acids)
Source: RefSeq, a predicted model, not a curated record
CCUUGAUGUAAACUUGCACACGAAUAUGGGAGGGUGGCUGGAGUAUAGGAAACAUGUGAGUGUCAAGUAGACUGUAUUUGUAGCUUGCAAGGAGCCAAGAUGGUUAGAUCAGUAAUGUAUUUUUGAUCUAACUCGCUUGCCAGCUUGGACUGCAUAAGUACGUUACCAACAAAACAAUCGAUGUCGCAGAGCAUCCCACACCUCUCCUCUCAACGUUGCCCUCUUCCUGAAAGUGUCUUUCUUUCCUGCCCGUUAAUCGCAAUGACUUCUGUUAUCGAGCUCAAAGAGCGCAACAAGGCUAACCGUCUCGCCCUCCGGAAGCUGGAAGCUCACGUUACUAGUCUCGAGAAAUUCUCAUUCCAUCCAGCUAACCUGCAGAACGCCGCGAUUAGCAUAAUACCAGCCCCGUUCGAAUGUCAGAAUGGCAAACCCGAGUUCACUCCAAGUUUCUUUGCCCCCUACCCGAGUGAUCUUCUGAUGGCGCCCAAGGAUGGAUGGGUUCCGUUCGAGUUCCCCAAAUACGACAGCGAACGGGCACAACGCCGUCAUGAGACGCCCAUCGACCGGGCGCGUCAACUUUGUUACUACCUCGAGCAGUCCCUGAGUGGGUACCGGAGUCGCUGUCCGGAAGUUCAAUAUCCCGUCUUUCUGAUUUCGGGAUGGCGCUAUCAAGACAUCGGUGAGUAUGGGUUUAAAAAAGACCUUUGGGAGUACGGUCUGCAGAUCGGUAUGGAAGAUUCGAAGUGCCCUCCCCAGUGGACCGUCGACGCAGUUUACCAUUACCACGACACAAAAUUCCCGCAUCUGAAGAGCAUGAUGAUCUCUGAUGUCGAUGGCGAUUAUGAGAUGUUGUUCCGAGGGGAACUUCUCGCUUUGAUCAGGAUGAUCCGGGGGCGUCUGGAGACAAAAAGAUUUGCUAGAUAUCCUGUCCACCCGGUACUCCUCUUCUCCAUGAUGGGCACACAACACGCGCGGAUCCUCCAGGCCCAUUUCAAUGGUACUGAGCUGGUUAUCCAUCACAGCAAAUUCUAUGACUUCCGAUACGAGGAUGCUGUUCUCUUGGAGUUGUUUGCGCAGUGGUUUAUCAGCUCUCCGGUAGGCGAGACUGAGCCGGAGUAAUGAGUUCUUACUUACUCGGUGGGAUAACGGCAUACCUGGGAGGCGUUUUGGUUGUGUCUUUUUUCGAUAGGAUAUUAUUUCGGUGGCUAUAAGUUAUAUGUAUAUCGCGACGGUAUUGUUCUUCGCUUUCAGCCUCUUAUUCUUUCUUUUUUGGAUAUACAGCAGCAAGGCCCCAGAUAGGUACCUUCUACCCUUGCUAUUUAUCUGACCCGAGUACCAGUUCCGCACCUAAAGUACCGCUGUGCAUGCGGCAUAUGUUCCUAUACCAUACCCAAGCUCUGUAAUCCCGGGUUGGGCGCUAAGGGUGUGGAUAUACUGUUAGAUCUUAAGGCAUCUAGGUAUACCAUAAAGUUUUAGUCGAU